Humulus lupulus (European hop) is the source of this 1770-nucleotide messenger RNA. Its product is annotated as basic leucine zipper 6. Gene Ontology annotation, molecular function: DNA-binding transcription factor activity. Bases 674 to 1540 code for a protein of 288 amino acids. The record is from RefSeq and is a predicted model, not a curated record. Gene Ontology annotation, biological process: regulation of DNA-templated transcription. NCBI's taxonomy places the organism in Eukaryota, Viridiplantae, Streptophyta, Magnoliopsida, Rosales, Cannabaceae. The transcript is spliced from 4 exons.
GGUUUUUUUUUUUAAAAAAAAUAUACUGAUAUACAGUAUCUUUUGGUUCUGUUUUUUUUUCUUCUUGCUUCAAUCUGGGUGGAGCUACAUGAUUUUUUGUCGAAUUUUUUUGGUGCAAUUUUCUUGAGUUUCCAUGAAAUUACCCUUAUUUUUUUUGGGUUUUCUUGUAGAACUUGGAUUCUACUGUUGCAUUGAGAUGCUUUUUCGUGAUAUUUGUGUCUGAUAUGUUUGAAUUUUCACUCGGGUUGACCAUUGACCAAAGGUUCUCUUUUGCACACUCUUUCACACUCAAAUCUCCCAUUUUGGUCUGAGGGUUUUUGUUUUAACCUUGGUGGAAAUUUCGCUCCAUUAUCUUUGACCCUUUUUUUGGAUUGCUUAGAAACUCUUUGAACUAUUAAUAGUUCCCUUAUGCAAUAACCCUAUGUAAAAACUUGUAAAAUACAGAGUUAAUUUGUUUAUUUUCAAGUUUGUGGUUUCUGUUUUAUCUUAGUAAAAGAUAUUGCUUCACUAGCAUAGGUCAAAGAAAAUGGCGAUAAACAUGACAAAAAGCUUCUAGAGAGUGCAAUUAUUAUUAUUAUGAUAUUUUACUAUUUCAUCUUCUUAUUCUGUAUAAAAUGUAAAGAAAAAAAAGCAUUGCGAAGCUGAUAAAAACCACCAUGUGAUAUAGUUCACCAUGACAACACGGCAAUCUCAAGCUCAAGUUCAAGCCCACCUGCCUCCUCGAUGCCCGAUUCAAAAGCGACCCAUUAGCGCCCAAAUUCAAAACAACAACCCUUCCUCUCAACCCUUUGUGGAAGACCAUCCGGCGUGGCUUGAUGACUUGUUGAACGACCCUGAUUCAAAUUCUAAAGGAGGCUCCCUUCGUCGUUCAGUGAGUGACUCUGUGACCCUUUUGGCUCCCCACUAUGAUGAGGGGAAUUCAGUUGGUAACCCAGCUAAUAGUGGGUUGGACUCAACUUCUUAUAUGUAUGGUCCCAAUUCUCCUCGGCUAAGAAGCAGUUCUUCGUUUUCAGAAAAUGCCAUAGUCUCAGCAUUGUCUGAAUACGUUUCUCAUGAUUCUGGGGAGCAUAUAGAUGGUGGUGGUUGCGUUUCUGGUGCUAGGAGCAGUUCUAAUCUGUUUGAUAUGAACACAGAUGGUGCGCUCAAUGCGGAUGCAAAAACGGUGAAACGGCACCCUGGGCAGCGUUCAAGGAUUCGAAAGCUCCAGUAUAUUGCUGAACUUGAAAGAACAGUUGAUGUUUUGCAGACUUUAGAGUCAGAUUUGGCUUUUAGAGUUUCUUCUCUACUUCAACAACGCGUCGCUUUGUCCAUGGAAAACAACAAACUGAAGCAACAGUUAGCCAGAGUGCGGAAGGAAAAGUUGAUCGUGGAUGGUGAGUAUCAGGUACUGAGGAAGGAAGCCAAGAGAUUGAAGAGUGACUUAAUGAAUUCCAGUCACAGUCAAAUUCGAACAUGUUUCGUUCCAAAUCCACCAGCUGAGGCAGGUAGUUUAGAGGCCAUGCAAAUGGCUUUAGAUAUGGAGAAACUUAACCUUUACUGAAAGUGAAAGCGAAACCAAUUAGAAAAGAAACACAAAAGUCAUGGUUUUUGAAGCUGAUAGAUUCACCAUCUUGAAAGACUAUGCCAUUGUCUAAAGCCAGUUCAGCCAUGAAAAACAUGUGUUAGGUUAACAUUUAAUAAUUAUUACCUUGUCUUUUCUGCUUUGUAAGAGGAGGUAUUCUACUAACUUCUAUUUUAUUACAAAGAAAGAGGGAGCUGACUUCAUCUGUC